AUGUCCAUCUCCUCACCUCAUCCUCUCACAACCUCACUCAAUGGACAGUGUAUGAGGAAAAUCAAGUCCCAGAAAAUAGAGAGCAUUACUGAGGAGACCAUCUACUCUCUCCUGAAUGGAGUGAGUAAGAAGGAACUUCAUCUUCUGUUGAGUAGAGAUGAAGAGUGGGAGCAAUUUGUGGCCGAAGCUGAGUUAACCAGAGAUGAGGCAAAGGAAGUUCAUGAAGGUCUAAAGAAACAUGGAAAGCUCUCGGUCAUGGAAGUCAAAGAGAUGCACCAACAAGAGAAGGAGUUUAAGAAGAAGUUUUUGAAGUUAUAUCCUCAGGUGAAAAGAGAUGCUGAGGAGCACAUAAAACAUCUCUAUGCCCUUGCAGAAGAGGCUGACAAGGUCCACAAGAACUGUACCAUUGCUAAUGUGGUGGCAGACUCCACUGGCAUUGUAUCCGGCAUCUUGUGUAUUGCAGGCAUAGGUCUUGUCCCAUUUACAGGAGGGCUCAGUUUAGCAUUGUCGGGAACUGGUUUGGUGAUAGGGUCAGUGGCUACUGUCACAGCUAUGACCACCAGCAUUGUGGAGCACCGUUACAUGUCAUCCAUAGAAGCUGAGGUCAAGAAAUUGGAAUCAACUGGAGACAAUUUACAUCUCCUCUGGGAAAUUUUAGGUGAUAGCAAAGAAAGAAUCUCUUCUUUAGUAAAUAGCUUUAGGGUUCUGAGAAACAUAGCAAAGCAUGUUCGUGCCACUAGGUUGGCCAGACACAACCCCAGAGCAGCAGCCCAGAAUCCUGGUCUGCUCGGCAUAAUGUUUGAAGGCGCCGCUGGGAUAAUGAGCAAGGGAGCCCGUAUCAUUGGUGGGGUCGCCACAGGUUUAGCAAUUCUGGUGGAUGUAUACAGUCUAGUGCAAGACUCAAAGGAUUUACAUGAGGGAGGGAAAUCACAAUCUGGUGAGAUGCUGAGGCAGCGGGCUCAGGAUCUGGAAAAUACGUUGGUGGGACUCCAACAGUUCUAUGAGAAGCUGCAGUAG
Messenger RNA from Sorex fumeus (smoky shrew), 1017 nucleotides. Its product is annotated as apolipoprotein L3-like. Gene Ontology annotation, cellular component: extracellular region; membrane. The coding region runs from base 1 to 1017 and encodes 338 amino acids. The transcript has 3 exons. The record is from RefSeq and is a predicted model, not a curated record. Gene Ontology annotation, molecular function: lipid binding. Gene Ontology annotation, biological process: lipoprotein metabolic process; lipid transport. NCBI's taxonomy places the organism in Eukaryota, Metazoa, Chordata, Mammalia, Eulipotyphla, Soricidae.